This is a messenger RNA of Kockovaella imperatae, 1500 nucleotides long. RefSeq lists its product as hypothetical. Bases 347 to 1381 code for a protein of 344 amino acids. Gene Ontology annotation, molecular function: oxidoreductase activity, acting on NAD(P)H. NCBI's taxonomy places the organism in Eukaryota, Fungi, Basidiomycota, Tremellomycetes, Tremellales, Cuniculitremaceae. The transcript is spliced from 5 exons. The record is from RefSeq and is a predicted model, not a curated record.
AUCUCAUAUAUCCCAAUGACGCGCCAAAGUCCACCCCACUCGGGUUGGAACCACCCCACUUGCUCAAGCUUGAGAUCACAAAUGUCACUGCCCUCUACCUGAUUCGCCAUGAUGCCUCUGAAGCUAACUUCAUGACUCGAAUACGUUCGACGAGAUGGACUUUACUCUGACGAUCCACAGGUACAUCUGCCGUGUUCCUUAGCGGCUCCCCUCACGUGCAAGGGGGAUGUCGUAAUCCUACCUCCACUUUCAUGAUGUCAAUCCUCCCUCAAAAUUAAGCUGGUCGUCUGCUUUCAUCAUCAUCAGACCUUUCAUUCGACUCACUUUCAUACAUUGUGGUCAAAAAAUGGUCUCGAGUCUAGCGUAUGUCCAGCAAGAACAGAAUGGAAAGCCGGCUCUCGUCAAGAAGGAGGUACAGCUUCCCGAACGCGAACCCCAGGAGGUCCUCGUCAAAGUCAGUCACGUCGCUCAGAAUCCUACCGAUGUCCAGUCUCUCGAUCUCGGCGCCUUCGGAGAUGGGACAGUCCUCGGCUGUGACUUUGUAGGCGCUGUAGAAGAAUUCGGUAGGAACGCAACGAGGCUUCAGAAGGGGGACGUGAUUGCGGGUCUGAUUUGGGGUGGUGAGAAGAAAGGAUUGGGAGGAUACGGGACACAUACCUACGCCGACGAGAGUAUCUGCUUCAAGGUCGAGACGAGCAAGGUGAAACCUGAAGAAGCAGCUACCGUACCGUUGGCCUGCACGACUGCCUGGCUGGCCAUGCUGUCAAAGGACUGCUUGGCGAUACCUCGAGAUGGAUCUCAUCCCUCGAUACUCAUCUGGGGCGGAAGCUCGAGCGUCGGCCAAUAUGCCAUCCAACUUGCCUCUCAUCUACGAUUCAAAGUCAUCACCACCGCCAGUUCAAAGAAUCACGAGCUACUCAAGUCUUUGGGUGCCGAUCACGUUUUUGACUACAAAGAUGAAUCAGUCGUGGACAAAAUCAGAGAGGCUGCAUCUGAUCUUCGAUACGUCUUCGAUACCAUUGGCAAUGAAACAUCAUCAGCUACUGCCUCGAAAGCCGUUCGUCAAGAAGGGGGUAGCCUCUGUACGGUUCGACCAGGGAAGGGAAAUACGGACAAUGUUGAGAGGCGAGUCAAGGUCACGGAUGUUCUCGUAUGGACAGUCUUUCUGAAAGAUCACGCCUACAAAGAGUUCAAAUAUCCAGCCUCUUUCGAAGACCGUCAAUUGGGUAUUGAGCUCUUCGAGCAUCUACCGAGCUGGCUGGCUACGGGGAGAGUCAAGCCGAAUGCUGUCCGGCUGAUGGAUCUGGAUUCUAUCCACGAUGGCUUCCAAUUAUAUCGGGAUGGAAAGAUCUCCGCGGAGAAGGUUGUCUACGCAGUCUGAUCAUGCUAGGUACGAUCGAAGAGGCUCACGUUUCCUCCGGAUCUGCGUCGAUCCGAAGUGUUCCAUUGAUACAGACCGCAACAGUCACUGUCACACCGCCAUGCAUGCGUCAUUAAAAC